CCUGUAAGCAGAGCACAGCGGCGGAAGUGCAAAGCUGCUGUGUAAUUGUGCCGUUUAGCUGUUUUUCUGUGAGGAGCAGUUUAUUCAGUUUAAAUAUGCCGGAUUAUUUAGGAGAAGACCAAAGGAAGACAAAGGAGGAGGAAAAGGAUGACUCACCUAUCAGAGCUCUGGAUGAAGGAGACAUCGCUCUGCUGAAAACUUAUGGUCAAAGUACCUACUCCAGACAGAUCAAACAGGUAGAAGAUGACAUCCAGCAGCUGCUCAAGAAGAUCAACGAGCUGACAGGCAUCAAGGAGUCAGACACAGGCCUGGCCCCACCAGCUCUAUGGGAUCUGGCAGCUGACAAACAGACUCUGCAGAGUGAACAGCCACUGCAGGUGGCAAGAUGCACAAAGAUCAUCAAUGCAGACUCCGAGGAUCCCAAAUACAUCAUCAAUGUCAAACAGUUCGCCAAGUUUGUGGUGGACCUGAGCGAUCAGGUGGCCCCAACUGACAUUGAGGAGGGCAUGAGAGUCGGCGUGGACAGAAACAAGUAUCAGAUCCACAUUCCUCUGCCUCCAAAAAUUGACCCAACUGUCACCAUGAUGCAGGUGGAGGAGAAGCCUGAUGUGACCUACAGUGAUGUCGGUGGAUGUAAGGAGCAGAUUGAAAAGCUGAGAGAAGUGGUGGAGACCCCCCUGCUCCAUCCCGAGAGGUUUGUCAAUCUGGGUAUCGAGCCUCCAAAAGGCGUGCUGCUGUUCGGGCCUCCCGGCACAGGAAAGACUCUGUGCGCCCGCGCUGUGGCCAACCGGACAGACGCCUGCUUCAUCAGAGUCAUCGGCUCUGAGCUGGUGCAGAAGUACGUGGGAGAGGGAGCCAGGAUGGUGCGUGAGCUGUUCGAGAUGGCCAGGACUAAGAAGGCUUGUCUCAUCUUCUUUGAUGAAAUCGAUGCCAUCGGAGGUGCUCGUUUCGACGACGGUGCCGGUGGAGACAACGAGGUCCAGAGAACCAUGCUGGAGCUCAUCAACCAGCUGGACGGCUUCGACCCUCGCGGCAACAUCAAAGUGCUGAUGGCCACCAACAGACCAGACACACUGGACCCGGCCCUGAUGAGACCCGGACGUCUGGACAGGAAGAUCGAGUUCAGCCUGCCUGACCUGGAGGGUCGCACACACAUCUUCAAGAUCCAUGCCCGCUCUAUGAGCGUGGAGAGAGACAUUCGCUUUGAGCUGCUGGCUCGUCUCUGCCCCAACAGCACCGGCGCUGAGAUCCGCAGCGUGUGCACAGAAGCCGGCAUGUUCGCCAUCAGAGCUCGCAGGAAGAUCGCCACAGAGAAAGACUUCCUGGAGGCCGUCAACAAGGUCAUCAAGUCCUACGCCAAGUUCAGUGCCACCCCCAGAUACAUGACCUACAACUAAAGAGUGCGUGUGCGUGCGCGUGUGAGUGUGUGUUUCCUCUUUUGGCUUUUUACUUUCAGAAGAAGGAGAGUCAAAAAAAAAUACUGUCCUUUUUUUGUUGUCACCUGUACACUUAAAAAUAAAGUUUAUUCCAAACCGGA
This is a messenger RNA of Thunnus maccoyii (southern bluefin tuna), 1537 nucleotides long. RefSeq names its product proteasome 26S subunit, ATPase 2 (gene psmc2). The transcript has 12 exons. Lineage: Eukaryota; Metazoa; Chordata; Actinopteri; Scombriformes; Scombridae. Gene Ontology annotation, cellular component: proteasome regulatory particle, base subcomplex. Gene Ontology annotation, biological process: proteasome-mediated ubiquitin-dependent protein catabolic process. The coding region runs from base 96 to 1397 and encodes 433 amino acids. Gene Ontology annotation, molecular function: ATP binding; ATP hydrolysis activity; proteasome-activating activity. The record is from RefSeq and is a predicted model, not a curated record.